This is a messenger RNA of Podarcis muralis (Common wall lizard), 566 nucleotides long. Its product is annotated as histone H3. NCBI's taxonomy places the organism in Eukaryota, Metazoa, Chordata, Lepidosauria, Squamata, Lacertidae. Gene Ontology annotation, cellular component: nucleosome. The record is from RefSeq and is a predicted model, not a curated record. Gene Ontology annotation, molecular function: protein heterodimerization activity; DNA binding; structural constituent of chromatin.
UCUGUCCGCGUGAAGAGGAAGAUGGCCCGCACGAAGCAGACGGCUCGCAAGUCGACUGGCGGGAAGGCGCCUCGCAAGCAGCUGGCGACCAAAGCCGCCCGCAAGAGCGCGCCGGCCACGGGCGGAGUGAAGAAGCCUCAUCGCUACCGGCCGGGCACCGUGGCGCUGCGCGAGAUCCGCCGCUACCAGAAGUCGACGGAGCUGCUGAUCCGCAAGCUGCCUUUCCAGCGCCUGGUGCGCGAGAUCGCGCAGGACUUCAAGACGGACCUGCGCUUCCAGAGCUCGGCCGUGAUGGCUCUGCAGGAGGCGAGCGAGGCUUACCUGGUGGGCCUGUUCGAGGACACCAACCUGUGCGCCAUCCACGCCAAGCGCGUCACCAUCAUGCCCAAGGACAUCCAGCUCGCCAGGCGCAUCCGCGGAGAGAGGGCCUGAGAAGCGUCCGCCCGCCUGCGUCCCCACAACACGAAUUCUGUUUCAACCACAAAGGCUCUUUUAAGAGCCACCACAUGGUCUUGGAAAGAGCUCGCACGAUGCUAAACUACCUCUUGCCUCCAUGGAACUCUUAA